UAAUCCCAAAAUUCUUGGUUUUGCGACCCAACCGCAAACCCACGAUCCCCGGAGAAAGAUACUUUUGUUUAGCACCCAAUCCGCCAUCCAUGGCUUCAUCCGGGAGUGGAAUGGAGGAAGUGCGCGUAUCGGCGUUGACGCCCCUGAAGUUGGUGGGCUUGGUGUGCGUCUUCCUCGCGCUCUGUCUGGAUGUCGGAGCUGUGUUGAGCCCCGCGUGGGUAACGGCGGAUAACCAGUACUACCUGUCUCUGUGGGAGUCCUGCUGGAAGCCCGUCACCUCGGACACAUGGCAGUGCAACACCACACUCGAGACUGACUGGCAGAUUGCCACGCUGGUUCUGUUGCUGGGUGGUGCAGCCCUCAUCCUGUUCUCCUUCCUGGUGGCCCUGGUGUCAGUGUGGUUCGGCUCCAGGAGCCACUGCUACAGACCCAUCGCUGUCAUGCUGUUCGCUGCAGUGGUGCUCCAGGUCUGCAGUUUGAUCCUCUACCCUGUUAAGUUCAUUGAGACGGUCAGCCUGAGGAUAUACCACGAGUUCAACUGGGGCUAUGGCCUCGCCUGUGGGGCCACCAUCUUCUCUUUUGGAGGGGCCAUUCUCUACUGCCUCAACCCCAAGAACUAUGACGACUACUACUAAACCCUGCAAGAUUAGAGAGGAGGAGAGGCCUCUACACAACUUCAUUUCCCCCCACACUCGCUGUGAAGGCAGCUGAAACACUGAACCUUAUCGAACUGGUAGAGAAAACACAUGUUCACACACAUCAAUUGGAGAAUCAACAACAGUAGUGUAUAUCUAUACAUUCAAACCUUUACAAUACUGUACUAUACCAGACUUAAAGGGACACGCUUUAGCACAGUAUGAGCUUGUGGCCUCCACAGGCAUCUCCGCCUGUGUUGUGACCGACAUCUGCCAUAGGCUAAGUGGUGAGGCUAAAGAGCCAAUCAGACAGUUCAAUGGAAUACUACUUACCAAUCAGAUUCACCAGUGAAAUCAUGUCCACAUUCUGAGCCAACAGUAGGUCCCCUUUAAUGCAGGAACUCCAGUAGGAAUUGGCAGCACAAUGCUUUGUCAUGAAUAAACCACAGAGAAGGGACAGCUGAGAGUGACGGACACACAGACCAAUCGGAGAGCAGAGGGAUGGGCCAGGUGGACAGAUUGAUCUUGAGGAAAGGAAGGUGACUCACCUAAGAUAAGGAAUCAAGGAUGCAUGACAUCGCCCCCACUCAUAUAAGUGAUUACCUUUGCUUGUGCCUUUAUUUAAUCUGUGCCAAUCUAAAAGAAGAUUGGAUGGGUUAAGGCAGGCAGCAUAGAGUCAUUUGCUUUUACCUAUACUGCUCCUCUAGAUCAGUGCAGAUGAAGGGAAGGCAAAAUGUGUAGAAUUGCAGAAAAUUAGUUGUAAAACUCUUGAUUCUCUCCACCCAUGGCAAAAUGUGUAGAAUUGCUACAAACUUGCUUUUAAAACUGCAACAUUUUCUCUACGCCCCAUGGAAGAAUUUGUAGAAUUGCAGGAAAUUGAAACUCUAAAACUCUUUUUUUCUUCUCCGCUGUCAAGAGGGGACGCUAAAAUGCUCGCAGGAUGCCCCCCCCCACCCAACUAAAUUUCACUCAGGGCCCCCAACUCUAAUCUAAAACCAACUGCACCCUGCGGCCUAACCCCAUCUGUGCCUGCUUCGAAUAGCAGCAGUUGUAUGAUAUGUAAAUAGAGUAGUUAGAGGUGCUUUUGUGUGGUAAAUGCAUUUCUAAUACAGUAAAUUAGAGAAGUAGUAGUAGUUUAUUUAAAGGGACAAUGUGCAAAUAAAAACACGCUUCAGACAGUGAAAUAUGAUGCUUGCACCAGAAUACGCUCAACACAGCUCAUUUUAAUCCACAGUCCCUAACUAAGCAAUACGAAAUACAUAAACAUACCUAAAUCCACACACAUCACUCAUAUAGUAGUAUAGUACAAUAUAACACAGGGGUCUCAAAAUCAUUCCACGGAGGACCAAGUGUCUGGGUUUUUGUUUUUUCCCCCGUUUAAUUAAGACCUAGACAACCAGGUGAGGGGAGUUCCUUACUGAUUAGUGACCUUAAUCCAUCAAUCAAGUACACUCGGCCCUCUGUGGAAUGAGUUUGACAUAUGUGAUAUAACAGAUGAAAACAAACACAGGAAACAUAAAAUACAACUAAUAGAAUAAAACACAUUGAGACUUUUGUGCAUUAAGAAGUAGUCAAUGUGUGCAGGAUUGAUGCACCUUGAUCCAAGCUUUGAUUUGAACCUCCAUGGAGGAUUUAAAGUCGCCCGUGUUUCUGAAGGGAGACAGGUGGGAAUUCCAUUUUCUGAUGGCUGAGGUGGAGAAUGCUGACUUUCAAUUCCUUUUAGGAAUGACACAGUCUCCUCUUGUUGAGGUUCAGGUCGCUGCUGUUUUGUUCCGCAACCUGGUCUCAAAGCGUUUUGCUUUAUUCUGUAUGCAAAUCCAUGACACUCCAUUUAGUAUCAUAUUAGAUUUGAUAUGUUGGGUUUUGUGUGGUAUGUAUUAAUUUGUGGAUGUCCAUCACCCAUUUCGUACAAUAUGUUAUGAAUUCUAGCUAGGUGGCUAACGUUAGCUAGGCUAGGGGUUUGGGGUAAGUUUCGGAGUUAGGUUAAAGGUUAGGGGAAGAGUUAGCUAAAAGGGUUGAGGUUAGGGUUGGGGGAAGGGUUAGCUAACAUGCUAAGUAGUAGCAAACUAACGAAAAAAGUUGUAAGUAAUUGAAAAGUUGCUAAUUAGCCAAAAUGGUCCGUGAUGAAAUUCUAACACACAACCUUUGGGUUGCAAGAUGUUCGCAUUAAACACCCACCCAACUUUCAUAUUUACCAUAAGUAACCAUCUGUCUUAUGUAGCCAUACCAAACGUAACAUAUUCAUUUCAGUGUCCCGGAUUUACAUGUACUAUGUUACGCUUAGUCGGAGACCAGGCUGUGUUCAGAGCUUAAAAUGACAAAAUCUUUCAGAGGUGGGGGUGCAACAUAGUUGAUAAUCUUAUAAACUACACAGACAACUGAGAAAACAAAGUUUUGUAUUUGGAGCGAUUACUAUGGUGAUGGUAAUGUGAUUUCCCGUCAAGGAUAUUCAGUGCUUGUUUACAUAGAGAUCGAAGGGGCUUAAUUUAUGUUUCAUUGGCUUGAGGCCAGCUGGUUAUACAAUAGGUGAGAGAAGAUCAUUGCAUGUAAAUUCAUCUUGAUGUAUCGGAAAUUUGAAAGACAUAUCCGAUUUUGCUGGACAUCUUAAUGUUCUGUUGUUGUUCAAAGUAGGGUCUAGGUCAAUGCCCAAAUAUUUAAACUCUGUGGAUGAGUGUCUGGGUAAGCGUGAUUAGUUUUGUGGAGAAUUACAUCACUGCCGUUGUUCCCACAUUGACGUUGAGCCAUUUAGCCACUUUCUCCAAUGAUGUGGGUGAAGAAGGCAAAAUACCAUUGUGUGUGUGUGAGAGAGAGGCCUGGAGCGAUAUGAUCAGUCAUUCCCACACUCCCCAUGCGAUGCCUCUUAUUGGUUCAAACCGUUUGGGGAUUUGCAUUCCAAACGGCACCCUAUUCCCAAUUUUGUGUAACGCUCGUCUUGAAUACUCUGUAUUCAAGACAAGAGUAUAUUUGUCUAGAAUAUACUACAGUUCCUGAUCAAUAACAUCUUCAAAUGAAAGUUAGUUUGCCUUUAUAUUAAAAACAAUACAGGUAAAUGGAGUGUGUAGGAAUGCAUGUGUGCUUGGAGGUAGAAAGUGUGUGCGUAGGAGCAGCGAGGCGUGUGUGCCGAGAGUGGAUGAGUAUGGAUUGUUGCUGCCGUGUGGCUGACGCCUAUUAGUUUGUUCACUACCACAAUAAAACAGGUAAUGGAAAAAGACAA
Molecule: messenger RNA, 3849 nt
Organism: Oncorhynchus masou masou (cherry salmon)
Lineage: Eukaryota; Metazoa; Chordata; Actinopteri; Salmoniformes; Salmonidae
Product: transmembrane protein 47-like
Exons: 3
Coding region: 90-635 (181 amino acids)
Biological process (GO): cell-cell adhesion
Cellular component (GO): cell-cell junction
Source: RefSeq, a predicted model, not a curated record